Messenger RNA from Entelurus aequoreus (snake pipefish), 1380 nucleotides. Its product is annotated as major histocompatibility complex class I-related gene protein-like. Bases 97 to 1380 code for a protein of 427 amino acids. The transcript has 7 exons. The record is from RefSeq and is a predicted model, not a curated record. Gene Ontology annotation, cellular component: external side of plasma membrane. Gene Ontology annotation, biological process: immune response. NCBI's taxonomy places the organism in Eukaryota, Metazoa, Chordata, Actinopteri, Syngnathiformes, Syngnathidae.
AUUUGUCCUGUUUGCGAGUCAAGCGAGUGUUCGUCACUUUUGUCUUUCUCUGCGGGAUUAAAAGUGACAAACAUCUUUUUGUUUCGUGCUGACAUCAUGAACUUCUUUUUAUUCUUUCUUCUGGUCGUGCAAAUGCACAGCGUGACGCCUGUGAUUCACACGCUGCAGUAUUUCCACACUGCAUCCUCUCAAGUUCAAGACUUCCCAGAGUAUGUGAGUGUUGGUUAUGUUGAUGGAGUUGAGAUUAGUUACUAUGACAACAACAUCAGGAAAGCAGAAUCCAAACAGGACUGGAUGAACAAAAUCACAGCAGAGGAUCCAAACUACUGGCAGAUGGUAACAGAGAUCAGUGUUGGUUGUGUUCACAUUUACCAGAGGAUGUCAGGAUGUGAAUGGAAUGAUGAGACUGAUGAGGUUAAAGGUUGGUAUCAGGAAGGUUAUGAUGGAGAAGAUUUCCUAUCAUUGGACAUGAAGACAUGGACAUAUACUGCAGCAAAACCACAAGCUUUCCCUGACAAACUCAAGUGGGACCAGAACAUACCUAGACUAGACUACGAUAAGUAUUAUUACACUGAGCGUUGUCCUUCUUACUUGAAGAAGCAUGUGAAGAAUGGGAAGAAGGUCCUAAUGAGAACAGAGCUUCCAGAGGUGUUCCUCCUCCAGAAGACGCCGUCCUCUCCGGUCACCUGCAUGGCGACAGGUUUCUACCCCGACCUAGCCGACCUGUUUUGGAGGAAAGACGGCGAGCAGAUGUUCGAGGACGUGGAGCACAGAGAGCUGCUCCCCAACCACGACGGAACCUUCCAGAUGUCGGUGGAGCUGAAAGUGGAGGUGACGGCCGAGGUGGAGGGCAAGUACGAAUGUGUGUUCCAGCUGUCUGGCGUCAAGGAGGACCUGGUCACCAAGCUGGAGAGAAGAAGCAUCCCGAGCAACACAAGCCAUGAAGGUGAGAAAGACACAUUUAGUUGGAGAUGUUUCCCAUCACAAGUCCACCUGUCACCAUUAUUGAUCCAUGUCACCAUGACAACGCUUGACGUCUGCAUGCAAAGUAGUCAUGAAGGUUUCCUCUUCAUGCUUUGUCACUCCACUUGUGCUUUUUUGCUCUCCACAGACAACUGGAGCGUCGCCCUCGCUGCCACGGCGGCGGUCGUCGCUGUGGCGGCCGUCCUGGCGGCCAUCAUCAUCGUCAUGGUCAGGCGUCACAGAAACAGACAAGCCCAGUACGAUCCAGCUCACCCUCCUGGGGCAUAUCUGACUUUUGACAUGAGUCCUCAUGAUGAGGAUCAACCAAAUGAGACCUCAAGUGUGCUGACUCAUCAAGAAGCUCGCCACGGCGGCGUGGAGCUCUCCGAGAAGGUGGCGGCAGAAGGCGAAGGCUGA